Molecule: messenger RNA, 3653 nt
Organism: Sceloporus undulatus (fence lizard)
Lineage: Eukaryota; Metazoa; Chordata; Lepidosauria; Squamata; Phrynosomatidae
Gene: MAP7
Product: microtubule associated protein 7
Exons: 18
Coding region: 525-2846 (773 amino acids)
Biological process (GO): microtubule cytoskeleton organization
Cellular component (GO): microtubule cytoskeleton
Source: RefSeq, a predicted model, not a curated record
GCUUGCUCUGCCUCAGCAGCCAACACACACACGCAAACACACACCGGGAACAUUCCGGCAGGCUGCUUUCCUGCAGCUGAGGAGACGACAUUCAUGGACCUCCUUUUGAUUCGGAUAUGUCACUGUUGUCAGGGCAACUGUUAAUGGUGGCGUAUCAUAUUUUCUCCUCUUGGGUUCCGUGCUGAAUAUUUCAGUGUGCAAGAGCUGGAAAGAAGCUACCAGGAGAGGGAAAAGGUACUGCACCAGGAGGGAAAGCAGGCUCUGACUGAACAGAUUCAGGCAGCAGCAGGAGGAAGAGGCAUCCAAACUGAUGGGCCUUCCAUGAAGGCCUCCUUUUUCCCCUUGUCAAGGUGGAGGAGACUGCAGACCGCCUUCUGCUAAGUGGAUGUUGGUUAUUCAGCAGCUCUUCACAGACUAUUCAGCUGUACUGGAUCUCUUACAAAUGAACAAGCUGCUUUGCAGCUAGUGAGUGCAGAACUGAUAUAUGGUAGUUGGUUUGUUUUUAAAAGAGAGAGAAUAACAAUAUGCCCGGUUCGACAACUGCUAUACGGCAAGAGAGACUUAAAAAGGCAGGUGUAAGGCCAAAUACUCCUGUUCUGUUUACCAUUAACGAGGAAGAUGAACAGCAAAAAAAUAGCAAUUCCAAGAAACAAAAAGCAUCUGAAAGCUCUAAAGUACAAGACAAAAAAGCUGCUUCAUCCAGCCGCCCUUCCUCUGCUGCUUUAGGGCAGAAUGUAAACAACGCUGGCGCCAGACCAGACUCUGCACCCAUACUCAAAGUCGAUGAAAGACAACGGCUUGCCCGAGAAAGGAGAGAGGAACGGGAGAAACUGAUAGCGGCAAGAGAACUUGCCUGGCUAGAAAAAGAAGAAAGAGCGAGACAAUAUUAUGAAAAACAUCUAGAGGAACGCAAAAAGAAAUUGGAAGAGCAGAGACUGAAAGAAGAGAGAAGGAGAGCAGCAGUUGAGGAAAAACGAAGACAGCGAAUAGAAGAAGACAAGGAGCGACAUGAAGCUGUUGUACGCCGAACCAUUGAGAGGAGCCAGAAACCAAAACAAAAACAAAAUAGAUGGUCCUGGGGAGGUACACUGCAUAGCAACAGCAGCAUUAAUACAACAGAUCCAGACAGGCGAUCUGUUUCAACAAUGAACCUUUCGAAACAUGUUGAUCCAGUCAUUAACAAGAGGCUCUCCUCCUCAUCUGCAACAUUACUAAAUUCUCCAGACAGAGCUCGACGUCUGCAGCUAAGUCCAUGGGAGAGCAACGUUGUUAGCCGACUUUCGACACCAACACAUUCGUUCUUGGCCCGGAGCAAAAGUGCAGCCACCUUGUCAGGAGAUGCAGUUAUCCCCAUUUGUCCUCGUUCAGCAUCUUGCAGCCCCAUCAGCCCUCUCUCCUUCAAGGCCAUAAGCUGUCGAAAUCCAGCAGACAGAGCAAAACUCUUUGGCACAACACCUGAUGUUAGACGUAGGAGGACUACAAAUUCAGCAGGGACUAACAGAAAAGAAAAGGAAAAGGGCCUUUCAGUGUCUAAUCAGUCAUCUGGCAAAAAGAGAGCUCGCUCACCUUCAACCUUCCGAAGUAAAUCAUCUGCUUGGCAUGCCUCCAGAUCUUUGCCUUUUUUGCCUGGGACACCCAAAAAGAUAACAUCACCACAGGUUUCAUCCAGAAUCUCCUCUGCUCAACCACGCCCUCCUUCCCCUGGUAACAUUCGGCCUGCCAAAAAUGAACGCAAGCUGGAAAAUGAGCGCAGGCUGGAAAAUGAGAAAAAAGAUGUACGACAGGAACCUGAGAAGGCUGCUGAAGAAAAGACAGACCAAGGAAAAGUAAUCUCCACUCCCAACAUGGUUGUAAAUGAAGAAGGACUACCCUGUAAACAAGAAACCACGCAAAUUGCUGCUAUAGUUUUGCCUUCUGGUCCAUCAAUGGCUUUGCCAUCUCCUGUCAGUAGCAAACCUUCUGCAGGGACAACAGACCCAGAAGAAGCAACCAGACUGCUUAGCGAAAAAAGGCGACUGGCCCGAGAACAACGAGGACGAGAGGAGCAACAAAGAAGAGAGAGAGAAGAGGCUGAAAGGCAAAAGAAGGAAGAAUUAGCCCAGAAGAUAGCUGAAGAAAGAGCUCGCAGAGAGGAAGAAGCUCAGAGGCUGGAAGCUGAGAGGAAGCAAAGGGAGGGAGAGCAGGAGCAGGAGAGAAAGAAGCAGUUGCACCUGCGUCGCCUGGCUGAAGAAAAAGAGCAAAAAGAAAGAGAAGAAAUGGAACAGCUUCAGAAGCAGAAAGAAGAGGAUGCUCGGUUACGAGAAGAACAGAUUCGGUUAGAGCGUGAAAGACAUUUCCAAAGAGAAGAACAAGAGCGCUUAGAAAGGAAGAAGCGUCUGGAAGAAAUUAUGAAAAGAACUAGGCGAACAGAAGCUGCAGAAAAAAAAUCAAAUGAACAACAAAAUGGAGAGAUAGCAAAGGAAACAGUGAGCAGUCCUACAUCUCCCUUAAGCCCUGUUAUGAGCUCUCAGGUUCAACAUGUGCCAGAAUCUCCACGCAACGGGGAAAUGGUAACCCAUACGCACGUGCUUAUAUCUCAUGAGCCCACAGUCAGCCUAGACAGUAAUCUCAACCCAGGAAAACAUACAAAUGAAAAUGGAGUGACUAUGCAGGAUGAAAACAUUGAAGAGCUCAUCAGCCUACCCAUGGGAACAAAACCAUCCAGAUUGGAUGCCAUGAACAAUGCUGAGAAAGAGAGCACUAACAUUCCUUUAACUCCCAUUUUGGCCUUUGAAGAGAAGGGGACGCUAGGGCCAUUGCCUCAGGUAGACAAUGUUCAGACACAUCAAACAGCAGAAGUUGUCUGAUUCCCACCAAAGCUGAAGUAAAGAUCUCUGGCACCAGUGGAGUUCCUUCCAUUCUAUGAAGGAGUGUUGUCCUUUUUGCACUCUUGAAUUUUCUGUGGAUUUCUUGGACAUCGCUCUGUUUGUUUGUUUUUAAAGGCCAUAGUAAAACCAGCAGAAGAAUUUAUUGGAAAUAGACUUGGAUUAUCUUUUUAUCACAUAGAUCUCACCAAUAGGAAAAUCAUGUUUCAUCUUUCAUAAAUUGCUUUUAUCCAGCAAGUUCCUUUGGUUAGCAUAAUGGCUAUUUUCUGCAUUCCUGAAGAGAAAAAAAAAUUAACUGGAUUCUAACAAUAAUAGGCUGAUUACUGGACCUGUUGGUUUUAUAUUGUUUUGAAGGUGGGUAUUUGGUUUUUAAAAGCAUAAUGUAAAAUCAGAGGAGAAUCUUUUUACAUUUUACUGAUUGAAUACUUGAAAAGUAAAUGCCUCAGUACUCUACAAGUAGGGCUAUUGGGGUGUUGUUUCUUUUAUUUAAACCUGUUGGUUUAAAUAUUAUUGCAGAGAACUCUUAAUUAUGGGGGCAAAAUAUAGGCUUCUGUAUCAGGUUCUUGUAAAUGUAACUCCUACAUGGACAUUCUGUAUAUUUAGGCAUCACUACUGUCUUCUUUCAUUUGCUCUUUAAAAUAAAAUAACACAGCAGGUUUUAAAAUGUGAAAAAUCAAAAGCAUUAUUUUUUCAUGGAUGAAAUGAAAACCUGUUGUUAUCCUAGAUAAUGUAUUUAUUAAUUUUGUUCCGUACAAAAUAAAUCAUAGAAAAAAUGUGAUAAAAACUUAG